Molecule: messenger RNA, 705 nt
Organism: Penicillium cinerascens
Lineage: Eukaryota; Fungi; Ascomycota; Eurotiomycetes; Eurotiales; Aspergillaceae
Product: ankyrin repeat domain-containing protein
Exons: 1
Coding region: 1-705 (234 amino acids)
Molecular function (GO): protein binding
Source: RefSeq, a predicted model, not a curated record
AUGCGGGGCCACCGUGGAGCGGCUUUUAAUUUCGCCGUGGCAGGCAUGGUUGACGGUCCUGGGAGUCUAAUAUUCGUGAAGCUGCUUUUAGACACCAAUCCACACGCUAGCACCCUGAAUGUUCGCUAUCAGUCGGGUGACACAGCUCUACUCCACGUUCUGAAACACCACGAGGGCUGCAGUUGGAGUCAUAAGGGGUAUUUUAUGCCACUGGUUGACCUUCUCCUUGCACACGGAGCCGACAAAGGUCUCCACAAUAAUCAUGGUCAGACGGUGCUACACAAGCUGGCCUCUAGUCCUACAUACAACGAACCAGUCUGCCCUGAUCUACUGGAAGCGCUCAUUCCAUUUGUCGAUAUCAACCAGGCCGACGCGAACGGCUGGACAGCGCUGCAUUUUAUGGCGAGAAACUUGCGGCAAAUCAAAGCGUCUCGUUUGCUGGUCAGUCGAGGUGCAGAUCCCAGCGUGAUCAAUAAAAAGGGAAACACGCCUCUCCAUGAGGCGGUAGGAGGAAGGCUUAUCGGGAGGCGAAUGGAAGACGGGUCACUUGAAGGGCCGGCACUUUCAGAGAAGAUCCAGGCGCAGGAUGAGAUCAUUUCGAUAUUGCAAGCUGGGGCCUCGAUGGACCAGCCCAACAUGGCAGGUAAAACACCGGCACAGCUUUUAGCGGAUAAACGGGCGCAGUGGGAGAAAGGUCGUGAAUAG